AUGGCUUCCGCUGCCAGAUCUUUCACCCGCGCUCUGCGCUCGCCCGCCACAUCUUCGUUGAAGAGAAGCGCCACUUUCGUCCCUCGCACUACCUUUGCUCAGUCAAGCCGUCGUGGCUACGCUGAUGCCGCUGGCGCUAAGAAGGGUGGUAAUGGCCUCUUGAUCGGUGGUCUCGUUGCUGCUCUUGCUGGUGGUGCUGGUUUCUACUACAUGAACGGCGCUGAGCAGGCCAAGGCUGCUGGCGUCUUCACUCCCAAGCAGGAGGACUACCAGAAGGUCUACGACCACAUUGCUAAGCUUCUUGUUGAGCAUGACAACUACGAUGACGGCUCUUACGGACCUGUCCUUGUCCGUCUCGCAUGGCACGCCAGUGGCACCUACGACGCUGAGACAAAGACUGGUGGCAGCAACGGUGCCACCAUGAGAUUCCCUCCUGAGGGUGACCACGGUGCUAACGCCGGUCUUCACGCCGCUCGUGACUUCCUCGACCCCGUCAAGAAGGCGUUCCCCUGGAUCACCUACUCCGACCUCUGGACUCUUGCUGGUGUUGCUGCCAUCCAGGAGAUGCAGGGCCCCAAGAUUCCCUGGAGACCUGGCCGCAACGACCGUGACGUCUCUUACUGCACUCCUGACGGCCGUCUCCCCGAUGCCUCCAAGGAGCAGAAGCACCUCCGCGCCAUCUUCAACCGCAUGGGCUUCAACGACCAGGAAAUUGUCGCUCUUUCUGGCGCCCACGCUCUCGGCCGCUGCCACACCGACCGUUCCGGUUUCUCUGGCCCCUGGACCUUCUCCNCCACCACUCUCACCAACGACUACUACAAGCUCCUCAUGGAAGAGAAGUGGUCCUACAAGAAGUGGGAUGGCCCCAAGCAGUUCGAGGAUGUCUCCACCAAGACCUUGAUGAUGCUUCCCACCGACAUGGCCCUGAUCAAGGACAAGAGCUUCAAGGCCCACGUCGAGAAGUACGCCAAGGACAACGAGGCCUUCUUCCACGACUUCUCCAACGUCGUCAUGAAGCUCUUCGAGCUCGGCGUUCCCUUCCAGACCGAGGAGCGCAUGACUUUCAAGGCUUCCGAGUAA
Messenger RNA from Aureobasidium uvarum, 1080 nucleotides. Lineage: Eukaryota; Fungi; Ascomycota; Dothideomycetes; Dothideales; Saccotheciaceae. The record is from the annotation of a GenBank genome assembly.